AGGGGAGAGGCCAGGCCCAGGGCGGUCCCUGUCUGUGCCGGGAGCGGGCCGGAGCCCGGCCGCCGGGCUGUGAAGCCGAGGGGCCCCGCCUCCCUCCUCUCUGCCGCCCGGGGCCCAGUGCCCUCUGUCGUGGAAUUGCCCACGCGCCUCUCUCUCGCCGUCCCGGCCUCCCUUGGGAGCUGCCCGCGGGCUCCAUCUGAUGGUCGGCACCCCCUGUCAGCUGACGGCGCCGAGCCGGAUGGAAGGGGCUGGCGCCCGGGGGGGCCCGCGGGGCUGAGGUCAGGCCCACGGGUCGUGAGCUCGGAGGCCGGCACGUCGGGCUCCUUGACCAUCGCGGUUCUGUGUUUCGGCAGCCGCGUGAGGCCCCGGGAGCUCCGGGAGAUGAAGUUCGGCUGCCUGUCGUUCCGGCAGCCUCACGCGGGUUUCGUCUUAAAUGGGGUGAAGACCCUGGAGACGCGGUGGCGGCCCGUGCUGAGCGGCCAGCGGCACCGCACCCUGGCCGUGCACAUCGCGCACCGGGACUGGGAGGACGCGGCCUGGAGGGAGCUGCUGGCCGAGAGGCUGGGGCUGAGCCCCGCGCAGAUCCAGGCCUUGCUGCGGGACGGGGAGAAGUUCGGCCGCGGAGUGAUAGCCGGCAAGUGACGAUCGCCUCCCGGGGCUGCCCCCCGGGGGCCCACCCGGGCCUUUGGCGCCUCGUUUUCUUUACAGCCGGGCGCUGUGGGGUUAGGGUUCGUUUUCCUGAGGCGCCUCGCCUUCGGAGGGGCCGGGCAGGUCCCCUCCCCGCCACUCUGGGUCUCAGCCGCCCUUUGUGCUCUGAGAGGCAGAGGCGGGCCCGGCUCUGCCCGCGGCGCUCGCCUCCGUGUGUGCACGUGUGCGCGCCCACGUGCACACGCGUGUGCGCGCGCGCGCCGCGGCAGAGCCCGCGGGAGGCAGCGCGGCUGCCGGAGCUGCGUGUGAGGGGGACCUGGGGAGUCGGGCUGCCCGCCCGGCUUCACGCGCCUGCCUCACCCCCGCUGCCCGCGGCAUCCUCAGGAAGUCCCCUAAACCCGCCCCCGGGGUCGGGGGGAGGUCCCGCAUCAACCGCCGGCCCCCGGCGAAUCGCUCAGGGACCUGAUUGCCCGUAGGCUC
Molecule: messenger RNA, 1128 nt
Organism: Physeter macrocephalus (sperm whale)
Lineage: Eukaryota; Metazoa; Chordata; Mammalia; Artiodactyla; Physeteridae
Product: protein EOLA1
Exons: 1
Coding region: 382-642 (86 amino acids)
Source: RefSeq, a predicted model, not a curated record